Candidula unifasciata is the source of this 230-nucleotide messenger RNA. The record is from the annotation of a GenBank genome assembly. NCBI's taxonomy places the organism in Eukaryota, Metazoa, Mollusca, Gastropoda, Stylommatophora, Geomitridae.
GGUGGUGUGCAGUAUAACGUGGUUCCAGAUUCAUUUACAGCAGGUUUCGAUAUCCGUGUGCCACCGACAGCGGAUCUGGUUGAGUUUGACAAGACUGUCAGCAGGUGGUGUACAGAGGCUGGAAGUGGGGUCACUUUCAGGUAUCUUCAUCACACAAUGGAUGAUAAAAUCACCAAACUUGACCAUAACAAUCCAUGGUGGGUGGCAUUUGAAGAUGCCUGCAAUAAAGC